UCUCAGCUCACAAGCUCCAACACUAUCCUCUCGUGUCUCGUCGAGCUAUCUGUCUACGGAGUAGUACCUCCCAAGCUAGCUCGCCGCUCCGCCGCGAUGGCCACCGUACUGAGCAGCCUCCGCUUGCCCUUCUCCAUCUGCCCCGCCGCCCCUGCGGCGCCCAUGGCGGCAUCCCGCGUCGCGCUCCCGCUGUCGUCGACGGCCGCCAGGGGCAUGAGGCUCCGCGCGCAGGCGACGUACAAGGUGAAGCUGAUCACGCCGGAGGGCGAGGUGGACCUCGAGGUCCCCGACGACGUCUACAUCCUCGACCACGCCGAGGAGGAAGGGAUCGACCUGCCCUACUCCUGCCGCGCCGGCUCCUGCUCCUCCUGCGCCGGGAAGGUGGUCUCCGGCCAGCUGGACCAGUCCGACCAGAGCUUCCUCGACGACGACCAGAUCGAGGCGGGGUGGGUGCUCACCUGCGCCGCGUACCCCACCUCGGACCUCGUCAUCGAGACCCACAAGGAGGAGGAGCUCACCGCUUGAAUUCACUGAUUUUGUUUAGUUCGACCCGUUUCCACCGUGCGCGUGUACCAUGCACGACGUACCAACUGUACCAGGAUAUUGAGGAAUUACAAAGUAUAAUUAGUACUUGCUGCUGUGGUCGGAUUUUGAUUGCUUUUGCUUAUUAAUGCCUAGUGUUCAUUUUCUCAAGUCAAUCAAGUAAUGAAAAGAGAUGAGAUUGUGCUCCA
Messenger RNA from Triticum dicoccoides, 731 nucleotides. RefSeq names its product ferredoxin-like. The coding region runs from base 97 to 525 and encodes 142 amino acids. The record is from RefSeq and is a predicted model, not a curated record. Gene Ontology annotation, molecular function: 2 iron, 2 sulfur cluster binding; electron transfer activity. Gene Ontology annotation, cellular component: chloroplast stroma. NCBI's taxonomy places the organism in Eukaryota, Viridiplantae, Streptophyta, Magnoliopsida, Poales, Poaceae. Gene Ontology annotation, biological process: electron transport chain. The transcript has a single exon.